Malassezia restricta is the source of this 1110-nucleotide messenger RNA. RefSeq names its product homoserine dehydrogenase. Gene Ontology annotation, molecular function: aspartate kinase activity; homoserine dehydrogenase activity; NADP binding. The transcript has a single exon. Bases 1 to 1110 code for a protein of 369 amino acids. Lineage: Eukaryota; Fungi; Basidiomycota; Malasseziomycetes; Malasseziales; Malasseziaceae. Gene Ontology annotation, biological process: aspartate family amino acid biosynthetic process; L-homoserine biosynthetic process. The record is from RefSeq and is a predicted model, not a curated record.
AUGUCAAGUGCGAUAGACGUUGCCGUAAUCGGAGUAGGUCUCGUUGGCUCAGCUGUGCUUAAGCAGCUCGCAACGGUGCCUUCUCUCUCUGUGCUCAAGGUUGUGGCGCUGCAAAACAGCCGCAAGACGCUCCUCGCCGCGCCAGGUCAGCACUUGGCGUUGGACCACUGGCAGGCGCAGCUCGAGACGAGCAGCUCGCCCGCUCUUUCGCUCGAGCAGCUGGUAUCUGAGCUCCAAGCGAUUCAGGCAAAGAAUCGUCGUCACAUUGCCGUCGUAGACAACACGUCGAACGACACGGUGGCUGGCUUCUACCCCUCGUUCCUCCGUGCCGGCUUCAGUGUGGUGACGCCGAACAAGAAGGCCUUUUCCGGCUCCGUUGACUUGUUCUCUGCGAUGGAAGAGGCGAAGGAGAACGACGCACGCCCCCUCGUGUACCAGGAAAGCACAGUCGGUGCGGGUCUGCCGGUCAUAAGCACGCUCAAGGACCUCGUAGCUACGGGCGACCGCAUCCACAAGAUUGAGGGCGUGCUCAGUGGGACUAUGAGCUACAUUUUCAAUGAAUUCAGCCCGGCUAGCGGUAGCACUACCAAGUUUUCCGAAAUUGUGAGCGUCGCGCGCCAGAAUGGGUACACGGAGCCGCACCCCGGCGACGAUCUCUCAGGCUCCGACGUGGCUCGCAAGCUCACGAUUCUCUCGCGCCUUAUCCCGAACCUAGCGUAUGCACUCCCCAAAGGCUAUGAGUCUGUCGACACACAGUCGCUCACGCCUGCAGGCCUCGCGAACGAGUCCAAUGCGGACGUGUACGUGCAGCGUCUGCCUGAAUUCGACGCCGAAUUCGACGAGAUGCGGGCGCAAGCACAGGCAAAGCACUGCGUGCUUCGCUACGUUGGCCUGAUUGAUGUGGAGAAGAAGAUCAUCAAGGCCGGCCUUGAGGCGUACCCCGCUGACCAUCCCUUUGCGACGUCGCUGGGCGGCUCGGACAACAUUCUUUCCUUCACAACCGAGCGGUACCCACGCCCGCUGCUGGUGCAGGGCGCUGGUGCCGGUGCGGAUGUGACGGCCAUGGGCGUCGUGGCUGAUCUGGUGCGUGUGGCCGAGCGGCGAGGCUAG